AUGUGUUUUACAGAAAUCAGAAUCAUGACGUCUCUUGUCUUUGUCCUUCUGCUGGUGUCUCAGAGCUUCUCAUUGUCCAGACCGCAAUGUCUCCGCUGUGAUCAAACAUCCUGCAACUGCUCAAGACAAAACCUGAUGAAAAUCCCUGAAGCUCCAUCGAAGCUCAUCACUGGACUUGAUCUCUCUUUCAACCAAUUGGAAAGAAUCAUGAAAGAUGACUUUCUUGCAUUUUCCAGUUUGAGGUCUUUGACUGUGAACAACAACCGAAUCAAAACCAUCCAUGGAGACGCAUUUGUCCCACUGAUUCAUUUGGAGAAGCUGGACUUGUCCUUAAACCAGCUGGCUGUGUUGUCCUCGAUGUGGUUUAAGACUCUUUUUUCGCUUAAGUACUUAAAUCUUUUGGGAAACAAAUACACAACACUGGGUCAAGGUAAUCUUUUCCAGCCACUGAAGAGACUGAAGACCUUACAUUUCGGAGGACCUUUCCUUCACUCCAUCAGUAAACUUGAUUUUUCAGGUCUGUUUGGUCUCGAAGAGUUGUUUUUUGAUGGAAAGAAUCUGCAAGUCUAUGCUGAAGGAAGUCUGAGACAAAUUGGGCCUAUUAACCACAUAACACUUGGUCUAAGUGACGGAUUUCAGAGGAAUCGAGCACUCGUACAAACCAUACUGUCAGAAGUCGUGCGUGCAAACACAACACUAACAUUCACUGAUAUGCUGUUCUUCACAGAGAAACAAGUAGUCCCUCUAAAGGUGGCCUUCGACCUUGGUCUUCCAAGUCUUAGUUUUAAAAACGUCAAUAUGUCAGUUGAAGCUUGUUUAAAAUUUCUAAAUUUGUUGGAAGACUCUGAUGUAAUUAUGCUGGCAUUUGAAAAUGCAAAAUUCUUGGCUCCAACUAGGAUUCCCAUGUUAGGUUCCCUCAACCUGAAAAAAUUAGAGGCUGUUUUUUUCAAAAAUGUUGAUAUCACUUGGUUCUACCGUUUCCCAGCCCUCAAUUUCGAGGAACCGCUGAUUAAUGCAGUGCGAAAGGCAUCUGUGAUAAAUGCCAUGUUGUUUGUCAUUCCCUGUCAAACCUCUGUCGAGCUCAAAAAACUGGAGUUUUUGGACAUCAGUGACAACUUUGUCAGUGAUAUUGCCCUCAUUGAAGUGAUGUGUAACGGCAACGGUGUCCUUAUGAACCUACAGACGUUCAAUGUCAGCAAAAACCUCCUCCAGACAAUCAACAGCCGCCUCUUCACCAAAUUAGAAAGGCUUCAGAACAUUGACAUGAGUCAAAACUCAUUUACCACUAUGCCUGACAGCUGUUACUGGCCAGCAAAUCUCCAGUUCCUAAACCUUUCUUCAAGUCAUCUAACAAUGGUGACUCACUGUCUGCCAGAGAGUUUGCACAUCCUUGACCUAUCCAAAAAUUAUCUGACUGUGUUCGACAUCAAGCUUCCGCUCCUCACAGAGUUACACAUCUCCGGCAACAAGAUGGCAUAUUUACCCGCAGGGAGUUUGUACCCUCAGCUAACCUUUCUUUCCAUCCAAAACAACACUUUGCAGAUGUUCAGCAGCAAUGAUCUACACGAUUACAAGCAGCUGACGCGUCUGGAGGCCGGCGGAAACCCGUACAUCUGCACAUGUGACUUUGUGGCUUUAAUGUCGGGUGACUUGAUGAAUCAGCGAGUCUCAGUCAGAGAUGAGACGACAUCUUACAUCUGUGAAUCCCCUGAUACAGAGAGAGGGAAGACCAUAGCAGACGUGAGGCUGUCGGUGUUCAAGUGUCACACGAUUUUAGCAUUUUCUUUACUCUGCUCAGGCAUCCUGGCGCUGUGUCUGCUCAGUGCAGCUCUGUGCUAUAAGUUCAACAUUUUGUGGUACAUGAGGAUGACCUGGGCCUGGCUCAGAGCAAAGAGGAAGCCGAAGCUGAGGAAGGGAGCACUCGACUUCGAUGCCUUUGUGUCCUACAGUGAAAUGGACUCCGGCUGGGUGGAGGCACAUCUGCUGUUGGCGCUGGAGCAAACCGAACCUCAGCUCAAACUCUGCCUCCACAAGAGAGACUUUGUUCCAGGUGGCUGGAUCCUGGACAACAUCAUGGACGCCAUAGAAAAGAGCCACAGAACCAUUUUUGUCCUUUCUCGGCAUUUUGUCCGGAGCGAAUGGUGCAAGUACGAACUGGACUACACACAUUUUAGAUUGUUUGAUCAGAAUGACGACAGGGUUGUUCUGAUUCUGCUGGAGCCCAUUGACGCAAAAAACAUCCCCAAAAGGUUCUCCAGGCUGCGGAGAGUCAUGAACUCCAGGACGUACCUGGAGUGGCCCCACGAUGAGAAUCAGAUCCCUGUAUUCUGGGAAAGUUUGAGAACAGCAAUUACAAGACCUGAGACUGUCAAUGAAGUCAAGGAAAAUGAGACCUUUAUGUAGAUUUAGGAUUUAGUUUUGAUCUUUCUAUGCUACUAUUUCAUACAUUUAGCAUAAAAUUGUGUUGUUAAAGUUCCUGUGGCCAAGACUUUGUUCAUAAUUAGGUCAGAUGUUUUAUACCAGUUGUGCUUUGUAAGAAACUUUAAUACUGCCUUAAUUUUUUGUUUCAGUUUUUCUUGCAACAUUAUAUUGGUACACAAGCAUUGGGGAUAAUUUCACAGCUUUCCAACUGUUACAUGGUGUAACUACAGUCAGUAAAGACGAAGGUGUCAAAACAAAGCAUUAGAGUUUCAUUAACUUUUCUUGUUUGUUGUUUUAGUUUCUGUGAAAUUGUUGUAUGAAAGCACAAGUAGCAU
Messenger RNA from Acanthochromis polyacanthus (spiny chromis), 2756 nucleotides. RefSeq names its product toll-like receptor 2. Lineage: Eukaryota; Metazoa; Chordata; Actinopteri; Pomacentridae. The record is from RefSeq and is a predicted model, not a curated record. Gene Ontology annotation, biological process: toll-like receptor signaling pathway; immune response; inflammatory response. The coding region runs from base 1 to 2403 and encodes 800 amino acids. The transcript has a single exon. Gene Ontology annotation, cellular component: membrane. Gene Ontology annotation, molecular function: triacyl lipopeptide binding; transmembrane signaling receptor activity; protein binding.